GAUGUUUCCUCAUCGCGUCGCAAGGCCCGCAAGGCCCACUUCGGUGCCCCCUCCUCGGUCCGCCGCAAAAUCAUGUCGUCACCCCUGACAAAGGAGCUCCGAGGCAAAUACAAUACCCGUUCGUUACCUAUUCGCAAGGAUGAUGAGGUCCGAAUCGUUCGGGGAAAAUACAAGGGUCGGGAAGGGAAAGUGACGCAGGUGUACCGUAAGAAGUGGGUUAUUCACGUUGACCGCGUGCAACGCGACAAGUCAAACGGCGCAUCGGUACCCAUCGGCGUACACCCUAGCAAGGUGGUCAUCACCACCAUUAAGCUGGACAAGGACAGACGUGCAAUCCUUGACCGGAAGGACAGAAAGAAGGCGGUGGGGCAGGAUGUUGAGAUGGUUGAC
Coniophora puteana RWD-64-598 SS2 is the source of this 390-nucleotide messenger RNA. Its product is annotated as ribosomal protein L24. The record is from RefSeq and is a predicted model, not a curated record. The transcript is spliced from 3 exons. The annotation marks the transcript as partial. Gene Ontology annotation, cellular component: ribosome; cytosolic large ribosomal subunit. Gene Ontology annotation, biological process: ribosomal large subunit biogenesis; cytoplasmic translation. Gene Ontology annotation, molecular function: structural constituent of ribosome; RNA binding. Lineage: Eukaryota; Fungi; Basidiomycota; Agaricomycetes; Boletales; Coniophoraceae.